Messenger RNA from Torulaspora globosa, 1710 nucleotides. It is a transcript of the gene AIM10, whose product is annotated as putative proline--tRNA ligase AIM10. Gene Ontology annotation, molecular function: proline-tRNA ligase activity; ATP binding. Gene Ontology annotation, cellular component: mitochondrion; cytoplasm. Bases 1 to 1710 code for a protein of 569 amino acids. The transcript has a single exon. The record is from RefSeq and is a predicted model, not a curated record. Lineage: Eukaryota; Fungi; Ascomycota; Saccharomycetes; Saccharomycetales; Saccharomycetaceae. Gene Ontology annotation, biological process: prolyl-tRNA aminoacylation.
AUGCUGAAACGAUGUGUCCCAUGUCGAUUUUACCAUGCAUUCCAACCUAGGAAGAUAUCUAGAGACAUUAUUGAAACAUUACCUAGCCAUGAAUUGCUACAGCACCUGGGAUUCCUAAGGCAGACCCAGAGUGGGCUGGUGAAUUGGCUACCAAUUGGACUUCGUUCAUUGAACAAGAUCGAAAAUAUAGUUCGAAAUCGAAUGAACGGGGCAGCAGACGCCAUGGAGGUUCAGUUGAGCACCAUGUCUCCGAAGAAUUUAUGGGAGACCACGGGUCGUUGGUCCAACACUGAACUAUUCAAACUAAGGGACGCUAGGAAAGCUGAAUUCUGUCUAACUCCGACCUGUGAGGAAGAUAUUACCAAUCUUAUGAAAAAUUAUAUCUCAACUUACAAAGAUAUGCCGUUAUUGGUAUAUCAAAUUACAAAGAAGUACCGUGAUGAGCUGAGACCUAGGGGAGGUCUGUUAAGAGGCCGUGAAUUUCUCAUGAAAGACGCUUAUUCGUUUACGGGUAACAAGGAAGAUGCGCUAAAGAUGUUUGCUCAAAUGAAUGCUGUUUAUGAAAUGAUCUUCACAGAUCUGGGAAUACCAUUCGUUAGCGCCUGGGCUGACAGCGGAGAUAUUGGCGGUGACUUGAGCAAAGAAUAUCAUUACAUACAUUCAUCUGGAGAAGAUACGCUACUGACGUGCGACCACUGUGGGACGUCCUCCAAUAUUGAAAAAUGCGAAUCGUUCCCUCAGGAAGGCAAUACACAUAUGGGGGAAGUUAACGUGAAAUAUGCUUUGAACAAGGCGCGCGACACUCUUAUAUGCUUUUAUUAUCCAAAGGAUCGCUCAUUGAACUGGAACCUCGCAAUAGAGGCCGCUGGGCACGAUGUAGACGGCUCAAUGAGAGACAAGAGAGAAGACGAAGUGUUGAAAAUAUUCCGGGAGUCUAAUGAAGACUUAAUUUUUUCUCGAAUCCUUAGAAUUAUGGAUUGUCGUUUGAAUUCGAGAUCUAACUUCCCUGAUUUCCCGCUGCGACAAUAUCUAAAGAGCAAUUUCGGACAGAUCGACGACGUUUCCAUAGUGGAGGCCCGCGAAGGCGAGAUCUGUGGUCUAUGCAGUGAGGGACUUCUUAAGGCUAAUAAGACUAUUGAAGUUGGCCAUACUUUCCAUCUUGGGACCAAAUACAGUCAGGCCCUGGAGGCACAAUUUACUGAUCGAGAAAAUAAGAGCUCUGCGAUUGAAAUGGGAUGUUACGGCAUCGGAGUAAGUAGACUGCUUGGUGCCAUUGGCGAAAUCACUAGGGACAAGCACGGGUUCAGAUGGCCUUCCAGGGUAGCACCCUACCAAGCAUCGAUCUGCGUGGCUCCAGGAAACAACGAAAUCAAGCAGCGGAUUAAACAAGAAAUACAGGAGACCAUGGGCAGUGAAGUUAUGGACAAAUUCAGCGAGAAAGUAGGACUUGGCGCCCGAAUUAGCUACUCACAUGCCAUUGGUAUCCCGUUAUGUAUCAUCGCGGGUCCAAAAAAUUGGCCUAACGUCGAGAUCGAGGUGAGAGGUAAGAACUGGUUUAACGAUGAUACCCCUAGUUGGAGGGAAGCGCAUAAGGAACUCCGAAACGCCCUACAAUGGCAAGUCAUCGAGGGCGAUUCCAAGCCGGAAAAACACAUCGUUCCGAUAGAACAUCUUUCAAGAGUCAUAACACUUCUUUUCGAAGACCUUUGA